CCCAUCAUGUAAGUGCUGCGGAGAAUUCUUUGCAGUGCAAUUGCAAAAUUACCUCGUUUCCCGACGCCUGUGAGGGCUGUGCAAUUGUAACACCGCUCUUUGCACGGACACGCACGCCUCGGACGCAAAAAGGCUCCAAGUGCAUGAAGAUCGAGGCUUGUAUUUUGCAUCUUUGUUGCAAAGCAAGCCGCCGAGGCUCCAGUGCGAGGGCGAUGGAGGGAGGGAGUGAGAAAGAAGGCAAAGUCUUUUGUGCUUCCCCUCCCCCUCAUCAAAGCAAAGGGGAAAUGUCUCAGCCAAAGGGAGGUAAGAGGAAGCCGGUGCUCAAGCUCUCCAAGGAGGUGUUUGAGCAGCCUCCUCCUGCUGCAGUACCCCCCAGAGAUUUGGAUUCGAAAGCUUGUGUAACCAUCGGAGAAAAGAACUUUGAGGUGAAGGCAGAUGACCUGGAGCAGAUCUGUGAGCUCGGCCGUGGAGCGUAUGGAGUGGUGGAGAAGAUGAAGCACGUUCCCAGUGGAGUAAUCAUGGCUGUCAAGAGGAUUCGGGCCACAGUGAACACUCAGGAGCAGAAGAGGCUGCUCAUGGACCUGGACAUCUCCAUGAGGACAGUGGACUGUUUCUACACAGUCACCUUUUACGGAGCGCUAUUCAGAGAGGGUGACGUAUGGAUCUGCAUGGAGCUGAUGGACACCUCCCUCGACAAGUUCUACAAGCAGGUGAUCGAGAAGGGCAAGACCAUCCCCGAGGACAUCCUGGGAAAGAUCGCUGUCUCGAUAGUAAAAGCUUUGGAGCAUCUGCACAGCAAUCUGCAAGUCAUACACAGAGAUGUGAAGCCCUCCAAUGUGCUGAUCAACACUCAGGGCCAGGUGAAGAUGUGCGACUUUGGCAUCAGCGGCUACUUGGUUGACUCCGUGGCUAAAACCAUGGACGCCGGCUGUAAACCUUACAUGGCGCCGGAGAGGAUCAACCCGGAGACGAACCAGAAAGGCUACAACGUCAAAUCUGACAUCUGGAGUUUAGGGAUCACAAUGAUCGAGCUCGCCAUCCUGCGCUUCCCGUACGACUCGUGGGGCACCCCCUUCCAGCAGCUCAAGCAGGUGGUGGAAGAACCUUCACCCCAGCUUCCUGCCGACCAGUUCUCCCCCGAGUUUGUGGACUUCAGCUCUCUGUGCUUAAAGAAAGUUUCCAAAGAUCGGCCGACUUACACAGAACUCAUGCAACAUCAUUUCUUCACCUCCCAUGAGGCCAAAGAAACCGACGUGGCUAGCUUUGUGAAAGUCAUCUUGGGGGACUGAGUUGCCACUCUUUCAAAAAAAGGAGACAGGUUGAAUCUGUUAAAAAGAAAAAGAAAAAAAAAACAACAACAAACAAACAAACAAACAAAAAGCACCAAUCGCAGUCCCUGUUACCUGCAGGACUCCUUUCUGCCUCUCCGUAUUCUCACCCCUCCCUCCAGAAACAGACAGACGGAGUCUAGAGGAGAAGCUGACGAAGCAGAAUGAGGAGCGCCCAACUUCACCUCCAUGUCCCCUGUAGAUACAUGACAUGGCAGCGGUGGGGUGGGGGAAGGGAAGGGAGGAGAGACGGGGGUUAAACCAGUUUCAUUCACCCAUAAUCUGGAAUAAUUGAAGAUGUCUGUAUGCAAAAACUCCCCCCGUUCGGUUAGAUAUGUCUCACCUUUGUGCAUCGCCUACUACUCAAACAUUGUUGCUAUUAGUCAGCGAGUUGACCGUGUGUGUGGAGUUUUAACCUGUCAUAAUGGUCAACCCCAAGUUUUUUUUUUCUUUUGCUGAAAAAGUGAAAAGAGGUGCAGAUUAUAUAAAAAAAAAGAUGAAUGAUAUAAUGAUAUCUAUGUAUAAUCUAAACGUUUGUAUACUCAAGCAAGUGUUGCAUCGGUUUAUUAAUUGAAUGCAUGUACAGAAUAUAUCUCCUGGGUAAAAAUGGCCAGUGAGGAACAGUUGUAGAGUCCAAAGACCUGCAUAUGUACAGCCUCACUUCAAGGCUCCCUAGUGGUCACAAAUAGGUACUGCACUUCAACUGCUUUCCCUUGAUUACAGUGGAGGUCUACUACAUGUUUUGGGCUCUGGCUGCCUGUGAGUGUGUGUGUUUUGUGUGCGUUGGUGUGUGUUUGCGAGUGAGAGGCCUAGUGUGUGAGCUGGUGCAUGAUAUGUUUGUGUGUGUUUUGUAGGGUUGCACGAUUCUAGAUAAAAUUUAGAGUGGCGAUUUCAGUUGAGAUAAUGUUUUUUCGGUCACUAAUCCUAUAGGGUAACUUCUUCAAUGAAAUGUUCCCUCUGCGAUCUUGUUGUACCUUCAUAUUGUGUUGUUGUAGUGUAGUUGUAUGAACUUGUGCCUUUGCUGUGCAAUGCUGCAACUACGUCCAAACUCUGCAGUAGAAAUAAUCAUUUUUAAAUCUGAAAAGGUCUCUCAGAAAAGAAUGUGACGUUUCUUUCUUUUAAUUAGGUUGGUUUGGAGGGACUUCAGGUGAUUGCAUCAAGUCUUAUGUUAAAAUUUUCUCACUGUUUAAAGCACUAAUUAUACUUUCCAUGUGAGGGUCCACUUGAUGCUGUUGAGAGUCCAGCAUAUGGCUUAACAGAGCUGCAUACUCUUUCACUGUCCAUGUCCGCAUCCAUUUUAGCAAUCAGUGGAUUCAGCUAAUGAUGGACAUGUAAAUCCACAUAUAGCUUUCCAGUAAAGUUCAACUUUUGGUGAACUUGGACAAAGAUUUUAACAAUUGUCCUACUGGAAAAAUCAUCUUAUCCACUCUGAGUUUAGAAAGGAAUGGAGAGAACCAGAAGGUCCAUUUGCACAAUCUGCAAAUAGCUCCACUUCACCAAGUUUCAUGCAAGGCCGGCCUAGGCUUGCUAGCUCGUCCAACAGCUAUAAACAACAAGUGUUUAUAGCUGUUCACACUUGAAGAUGAGGCUAAUAGAAAGAAGGUACACUUCUUACAUAGCGCACUUUUCUGUCUCUCCUCAAAGACGUUCACAUGAAAAAAGUGACAAAAUUGAACGAACACCCAACUAAUCAUUAUGUAAAGUGGACGUGAUUGUUAGAUUGUCAGUUUAGGCAAGUUACAUACUGUAUAUUUUCAGAUGUUUCUUACGUCUCCCUCACGGACAUCACAUUCUUCUUUAUUUCUGCUUCGUUGAGGAAAAAUUCGAAGCUCCCCGAUAAUACUAAUCACGUGAGGAUGUGAUUGUCCAGAGGAAAGGCUAAAAUCGUGACUCAAAUCUGAUCAAUCGUGCAGCCCUGCGUGAACACACACACUUUUAAUUGAGGUGUGUGUUGAUAUUGUGGUCAGUUGUGGGAGAAGUUCGCCCAUAUUCUCCUUGUUGUCUGUACUGAGCCAAUCACAACCCUCUCAACUCCAUGUUCAACAUGAAAAGAACUGGAUAUUAUUACUAUUAUUAUUAUUAUUAUUAUUAUUAUUAAUAUUAUAUUAAUUAUUGUUUUUAUUUAGAUCAUUUUUUUCCCCCAAACAUAUUAACUGCAGUUUCUCUUAUUUAUUACAACUGCUGUUUUCCCUCUGAAAACUUGACCGAUCCAUUAGAGACUGUGUUGUGUGUUUGUGUGGGCUGUGUAUGUUUUUUUUGUUGUGUUCUUCUUGGCUCAAACACGUAAAAUGCUUUUAAACUGUAACUUGCAAGCCUUCUAUGUGCCUCUCUAUAGAAAACAACUUAGGAAAAAAUGAUGUCUUGUAAUAAGCAUGAUGCAGGGAUGUCAGCCUCUCCCAUCAUAUCGGCUUCCUCCCUCUUCACACUCUGCAUGGUGUCGUAAAUCCACUUCUUGUUGGCUUUCAUUUUACUUUGUAGAUCGAGCUCAAGUUCAUCAGUAUUCUUCUUUUAUAUUCAUCUCUGGUGUUGCCUUGUUUCUUGGCUUUUUUCUCCUGGUGGCGUCUGAUGGUUAGAAAACGUUGGGCUGCUCACUCAAAGCUCCUUUUUAGUUGUUAUGCAAGUACUACUCUAGUGUCAAAAAUCGGAAACUUGAAGUACAGUAUGUGGCAGGAUGGUUGGGGCGUUGUCACAUUUGGAGAAUUUACAUAAUCUUCUUGCCUACAAAUACUUUGUUGCUGGGUUAUCACGUGAUGUUUUUUGUUGUUGUCUGUCUGAGUUUUGAUUUGUUUAGCUUUGCUGAAGCUGUUUGAUUGUUGUUCAAAAGUUUAAUCCGUGAUGUAAAUGUAGACAGAGAUGAUUGGAAUCUGCUAUGGCUCCUAAUUUAAUUAGGUCUUAAAUUCAGCCUUUCUUUUUAGUCAUUAUGGUACUCUACAACUCAGAGCAGACUCUACAACCAAAACCCUAAAAAUAUGAUGUCUAAACAGUCCAACAGUCAUAAUUCAUCGGAACAGUUUAACAACAAAAAUGUAGGUAGAAAAACAUCACUUUGGAGCAGUAGGAAAAGCUGUAAUGGCAACAUGGACAUAAUAUCACAUAAUAAAAUUAUGUUUGCCCAUUUAUUCAUCCUGCACAUACGUAUCAACAUCAGUGAGCCGUGUUUCUGGCUAACCAGCAAAUAGAAGUCCAAUCUUGGCACUCCUUGUAGUUCAGUUUUGGUCUCCAAUAAAAUCUGAGGGAAAUAUCUCAGAAUUUCAGAAUUUUGAUCUCUCAUUAUUUCAUCAUGAUUAAAGCCGCCAUGUGUAGAAUUCAAUUUCUUAACUUUGGCACCCUCUAGUGGUAGUAUCAAAGACAUUAUGGUAUACAGUAUAGAAAUGCAUACAGCAAGAUUGUCUUAAUUCUCUGUUAGAAUAACUAGAAAGAUGCUACUGUCAAAUGAAAAUGCUCGACGUAGUGACUAUAAAGUCAUCAAAUAUGCAAAUGUUAGUGUAAUUUAUAUUGUCAGAAAAUUGCAGAUUCGUCCUUUAACAAACUAAGGUAAAGGUUCAUUGGAUUCAUCAGCACUUGAGUCUUUGCUCUAUUUUGCCGCCUCUCCAAACACACUCUUUUGUUCUUAGUCCAGUACAGUCCGCGCUGUCAUUUACACUCACAUUCACCAGGGAGUUUCCUGUUUUGUAGCAGACCUGCAACCUUCCUUUCACCCUUCACACCAUAAUCUGCUCCCUGUGGGGCUCAGAUCCCACGGCCUUUGGCUUACUGUUCAUGAGGUGUUCCCUCAGAGUUCCUCGUAGUGUUAUGAACAGAAGAAUGCAUGGCUCAUAAAGCUUCCUUCUGUUUUUAUUUGCUGUACUCCACCGUCAUCCUCCUCCAUUAAUUCCUCCCAUAACGGUUAUCAAACAAAGGCAGGUGAAGCACAGUGGUGUUUCCCUGCUAUGUGCAUCUUUUAAUGAAGGUAAAUCAGAGGAUAAUCUAUCAGACAAAACUCACUGCCAGUCACUAUAAAGAGUACAUUAAGGGCUCCCUCAUUAGUGCAUUUCUGUGCCAAAAAUGGAAAUAUACUUUUGAGAAACUCCAAUUACCCUUAGUGUUUUAUUGCAUGAUGAAAUCAGUGAAAUUCAAGUCAUACUUUUCCUCAGCAGAGUGAAAAGGUUGUCCAGGUGCAGCACGGUCUGCCACAGGUCAGCCCUCACCCGUUGUAUUCAUCCUGCACGCUGGUUAUUUUCUUCUAGAAUAGACCCUGAGGAUCUCAUGAUGAGCCUACCAGUGACCUCUUUGUUCGUCAGAUAAUCAGCAUCACUUUCUCUAAUUUCAUGUGACCGAAAGAGCCGGGGGAGAACAGGCAGGGUUCACGUGGAGCCAGGCUCGAGGCACAGGGAGUUUUUUGAGGAGGGUGACAGUGUGUGCAGCUGUCCUGCUGCUUGAUGAGCAACUCGUCCAGACACUCUUACAUCCCACCUGCGCUGAAAAUAACAGGAUGCUCCUCUUUCCUUCAUCAUCACGUGCAUGCUCUUAUAGCAGUGAUCCAUGUGUGUG
Messenger RNA from Scomber japonicus (chub mackerel), 5858 nucleotides. RefSeq names its product mitogen-activated protein kinase kinase 6 (gene map2k6). The coding region runs from base 144 to 1289 and encodes 381 amino acids. NCBI's taxonomy places the organism in Eukaryota, Metazoa, Chordata, Actinopteri, Scombriformes, Scombridae. The transcript is spliced from 12 exons. Gene Ontology annotation, molecular function: MAP kinase kinase activity; ATP binding. Gene Ontology annotation, biological process: MAPK cascade; protein phosphorylation. The record is from RefSeq and is a predicted model, not a curated record.